UUUCCUCCUUCUCUGCUUUUCUUUUAGGCUGCUUUUGAUUUCGCGGUCGAUAGGAAAGGGCACCGCGGACGCGUCUUUAGGACCUCAGCAGAACAGCUGGUCUCCGAGUUUCUUCCAGCUGAGGUCUCCACUGCUGGGCACUUCGCCACCACAGGCCGGAUGUGGUCCCGCUUGAUUCUAUUGCUGACAUUCGGGGAAGGAAGUCAGCGGACGAGCAGAGGCGGCUUCCGCCUGCAGUGAGCUGAAUCUUGUCCGAAUGUCGCCUACCUUUCUGGUUUCAUCUUGCUCCGCUAUUCCCACCCCACUCUGCAGUCUAGUCACACAGGCUUCUUUGUCGCUGGUGGGCUUCCUGUGAUUUCUGUGAUGAGAGAAACAGAAUCUCAAUUACUACCAGAUGUGGGGACUAUUGUAACCUGUAAGGUCUCUAGCAUCAAUUCACGCUUUGCCAAAGUGCACAUCCUAUAUGUGGGGUCCACACCACUUAAGAACUCUUUUCGAGGAACUAUCCGCAAGGAAGAUGUCCGAGCUACUGAAAAAGACAAGGUUGUUGGUUGAGAUUUAUAAGAGUUUUCGCCCCGGUGACAUUGUCUUGGCCAAAGUGAUCUCUCUGGGUGAUGCACAAUCAAACUACCUCCUGACCACUGCUGAGAAUGAACUUGGGGUGGUGGUGGCCCACAGUGAAUCGGGUGUCCAGAUGGUUCCCAUUAGCUGGUGUGAGAUGCAGUGCCCUAAGACCCACACUAAAGAAUUCCGGAAAGUGGCCAGAGUACAGCCUGAAUUCUUACAGACCUAAGCAGCUACAUUUUACCCCAUGGAGAGGGGUAAGCCGUUUCUAAGAGUAUAUACAUGUAUGAACCCAACAUCAAGAUGCCGUUGUCUUUAUUCAAACACCUGUGGUUGGCUAACAACCAGAAAAAUCUGCCAGCAACUUAUACUGUAGGUGGAACAUUUUUCUUAUGAACCUUUCAGUGGAUUUCAUUCUCGAGUGAUGAAUUUUUUUGGAGGCGCCAGCAGACAAACUGUAUAAUAUUGGAAGUAGCCCGAUCUUUCUGACAGUCUCACAGAUAUGUAUUUUUGCUGUGACAAAGAAAACGUUUUUACUAAAAGGA
Molecule: messenger RNA, 1109 nt
Organism: Nyctereutes procyonoides (raccoon dog)
Lineage: Eukaryota; Metazoa; Chordata; Mammalia; Carnivora; Canidae
Gene: EXOSC1
Product: exosome component 1
Exons: 7
Coding region: 464-793 (109 amino acids)
Biological process (GO): RNA processing
Cellular component (GO): cytoplasm; nuclear exosome (RNase complex)
Molecular function (GO): RNA binding
Source: RefSeq, a predicted model, not a curated record